Tigriopus californicus is the source of this 1573-nucleotide messenger RNA. RefSeq names its product homeobox protein orthopedia-like. The coding region runs from base 174 to 1463 and encodes 429 amino acids. Gene Ontology annotation, molecular function: DNA-binding transcription factor activity, RNA polymerase II-specific; sequence-specific double-stranded DNA binding. Gene Ontology annotation, biological process: regulation of transcription by RNA polymerase II. Lineage: Eukaryota; Metazoa; Arthropoda; Copepoda; Harpacticoida; Harpacticidae. The transcript has 4 exons. Gene Ontology annotation, cellular component: nucleus. The record is from RefSeq and is a predicted model, not a curated record.
AUGGCGCUCCUGGGGCGAGCAAAUGCCCAUCCGUCAGCUGACAACUGGAAGCGCUCCUUGGCGCAAUCGCCGGCAUAGAGAGGGCAGAGAGCCAAACAGAGAGGAGGGAAAGAGCGGCGUGGACUUGAAAUCUGAUCCAAAGUGGAAGCGGAGAUUGAGGAUUAUGGAUCAAGAUGUUCCAGUGUUCCGACAUGGACGUGAUGAGUGAAGUGAACGAAAGUGAGGCCAUGGACUUGAGCAAGAUGGAGGAAGACUCCAUCAAAAUUGAAGAAGUGGAUGUGGAGACAGUGGAGGAGACCGGGGACUUGGACCUGCCAGAUACCACCUCUAAUUCUAAUGAUCCCCCUUCUGGCCUGUCGAGUGAGGAUAAUAUUCCUUCAAGCACUUCACAUCAGGAGACUUCGGAGGGAGGUAUAAAUCAAGAUGGGUCCACCAGCAAAUCCCAACGAACCUCGUCGUGCUCCUCCCUUGGGCUGUCUUCCUCGUCUUCCUCAUCCCAGAACAACAAACCCAGACGGAGCAGAACCAAUUUCACUUUAGAGCAAUUGAACGAAUUGGAGAGACUCUUCGACGAAACCCAUUAUCCGGACGCCUUCAUGAGAGAAGAACUGAGUGACCGAUUGGGCCUCAGUGAAGCACGAGUUCAGGUUUGGUUCCAAAAUCGAAGAGCUAAAUGUCGAAAACACGAGAGCCAGCAUUAUAAGGGAUCCUCAUCCGCUCCAACCCCAAUUGGCAACAUUAAUCUUCCGGUGUCAGGGUCAAGUCAGAGCUUAGUUAGCAUGGGUACGCCCAUAUCCGCCGUACCAGGAAGUCGGCUGGCGGGCUUGCUUCGAUCCUCAACCGGACCUCUGCCUCCACCUUCUCCAGCAUUGGGUCAUGGUUCGAAGAAUUCUAAUGGGUCUUCAACACCUCCAUUGUUGUCUCCUUUGAGUGCGGGCCCUAAUAUCAGUAAUAACAACAAUAACAACAAUAGUCCUCACCAUUCAAAUCCGGACGCCGUCGAUCUUUCACGUGGAACCCCUCUUCCCAAAGCUACGUUCACAGAGAGACUUAAAGAACAUGCUUUGAGGAACUUCGAUAGUCACUCCCGAGCUCUUCUGAACGCCCAACAGUACGCGGCCGUGGCAGUAGCGGCUCUAAAGAGUUCCAACAACCCUUCCCCGUUCCUAUCCAGCUUCAGUAAUUCCUUACUAGUUAGCUCCUUGCUUCAGAGCUCUAAAUCUCAAUCCACGGCCAGUGACACGCCAUUGUUUCCGCCAUUUCCGGCGGCUUUGUUUUCUAGUCCACAUACUUCUAUGGCUAGUCUACCUUUUUCCUCGGCGCUCCCAUCAAUGUCCCUGGGCCCACAUAACGGAUCUCUUCCUUCUCUGGACCCAUUUAAAUCCAAAUCUUCGAGCAUCGCAGACUUGCGGCUCAAAGCUAAACGACAUCAGGAGGCCUUGGGCAUCUCGGAAAGCGAUUGAACGUCCAUCUAGCGUUUUCUCUCGUAGACUUGAACCAAAAUGUUCCCAGUUUGUUGUUCCCCCAAUGUGAAAAGAUCCAUUCCAAUAGAAUAUACCAAUAACCAUUGUCA